AUGAGCUUCGCGAGCACUGUGGCGGGCGGGCGAGGCGUGGGUACCUCCGCGCCGCAACAAGGCACUCAAGGCACAUCUUUGGGCACAUCCCAUUCCGAUUGUAUGGCACUGGACUCUUUCACCGGUGCGUCUGGUGGCACUGUUAAAUCUGCGGGGGGGGAAUGUCAAGAAACAUCGAAUGCUUUGCGACUUAUCAACAGAGGGAGUGGUGGGAGCACCAGUGCACGUCCUGAGGACGACGUUCUUCGACGGUGUUGUAGUGUGAGCACAACAGCGGAGAGUUUAGUCGGUGGUGGAGGCCGAGGGGGGAGCGUUCAUCCCGGUCCGAGCAACGAGGCAUCAAGUAACAGCGGAUAUCGUGGUGAGUCAGACUGCGCUUCAGUUUGCCGCCGUGACUGUAGCAAUAGUUUGAUUCGUGAGUGUACGCCACAGGGACCGGAACCCGACGAGAGCUUACUCCACGGGAAGAAAGAUCAGUUGAUUGUGACAGACGAACGAGCAUCAAUUUUCCACUUGCCGGAGCAUGCUUUUGGGGGAUCGCCCCUGCCGGUAGAAGCGCCAGGAACUGGCCUAGAGGUACGGGAGCAUGCGACAGAACAACGCGGGGAGUUUCCAGAGGUUGCUUGUGACGGUAUCGGCGUGCCGUGCACUGCAGACGACGCUCAAACCACUCCAUUCGGAUGCAGUGCCGACACUCAACCGAAACAGUCGCCUGUAAUGCCAGCGGCAGGUGCCCUGCCUCUCGCUGUGUCAACGCCUGUCGCUUUUCCCCAAGACUGCGAGUCUUUCACACCGCCCUCCGACUCAUCAUCGCAUCCGGCGUCUCGCGUGGUUUGUGGUACGGCUGCUGGGCCUGGUCGUUGCUCGUCACUAGCUAGCAACGUUUCAUUCAAUUCGCCAUUAUCUACAGCGGAGCUUCAACCGAAGUGUCGUUUUGCUGGGGAACCAGCCGCAGUUCCGGUUGCCGCUUCGCCCCGUAGUCCUUCUGCACAACGUCUGGGCUCCGAAGGGAGACGAAGGCUUCUUGCCCUUCUUCGGCGCCGAUACAGGGCGGACUUACCCCGAAGCAAGGCUCUCCUUACUGAGCACCUGGGGCUCCGUACCAUCUCACAUCUUUCUAGCAGCACAGUCACGCAACUCUGGAUGGUCGCUAGGCUCUUCGACUGUGAAGCGGAGGCAUCGCAGCUGUGUUUGGGCGGCUCGACAAGUGGAGGCUACGGGACCGACCGAAGUGAAAACCCGGUUCGGGGAGAUACCGAAGAACCACGAGAUCUGGAUGCCAUGAAGAACACUGGCAAGAUACCCGAGAGGGAGGUCGGUAGAGGGGCCGUCUUAGACACACGGACAGAACACGAUGCUACUCUCUCAGCGGCGCAUACGCCACUCGACGCUGAUUCACAGAAGGAUGGCCAUCCUUGUCUUAUGACCGCCAGCCGGACUCCGCAGUGUGCCCCGGGACCGGACUGGGGAUCAUCUUUCUGUCCGAAUACACCUCUCGAAUUAGCUGGAGCCUCCUCACCUGAGCGGGCUUCCCCUCAGAAACCAAUGCAGUGGGGCUGGCGGAUCGGGUCGUGUUCCUCAGGCACUGCGCCCCUACCCGGGUCUUCUCCAGUGUCGCAGGGGCGUCUCCCUCAUUUGCGGCAGAAAGAUCCGCUUUGCGGCGCGCCAACAAGCCAGAUAUCGAUACCAGAUCCGCGCGCUCCUGCAUCUGUGCAUAGCUGUAUGUUGUACGGGUCGACACCGGCCCCAGGGAUGGCUGGGCCUUCAGCUCGUCCAGGCGUCAACCAGUUCAGUUAUCCACCUGGGCAACAACCGCAACCCGUUUCCGUGGACAGUCCGUGGUGGAUGGAGGGAGGUGAUGCUGGCAGCCCUCGCAGCGGCCACCCAUCACCAUAUCUUGCAGGGGCAGACAGCGCAGGUUACCCGAGCUGCAAUUUUGUGCUGCCAGGUCCGCCACCAGGGGAAUCCGGCAACGAGUCGCCUGGCUGUUCUCCGGCGCCAAGAGGCCAAGAGACGGGCACUGGUGAUCCGGAGGCACAUGUGGAAAGCGAUGGUGUGCCGCCAUCUUCUGGAGUGCUUUCCUCAUCCUCGGGGUUUUCAGAAACGGGCAUGAGUAGCUCUCGAGACUCGAUUUCCACUUCGUCUGUAAGGGGCACACGGCAUCCGUUGCCGUCUGUGGAGUUCGAACCGGCCGUGCACCAACAGGGGCUCCAUCAACGGGCCAGUCCCUUGCAGAGUGCCCCGGAUGGUCGUCUGGGAUACGCAAGUCAUCUCGUGUCAAGAGCACAGGGCGAUCUACACCAGCCUGUCGCGCAACCAGCAGAGCCCAUCGCUAGUGGGGCUGCGGGCCUUUUGGGACUGAGCCCCGGAAGCAUGCCGAAUGCGGUGUGCGCGUCGCCUCCAGGGACAUUUUUACAGAAUCCUACAUCGGGUGUAUCCAGCCACGUAGGCGGAAAUGUAGUAUCGCCGAGAAUAUCGCCUACGUGUUGCGUGUCGUCACCCGAGGGCCUGCCUUCAUCGCCGCCGCCUGGCAUGAUAGUCGCUAGCUCUGUGCUGGGCCUUCGUGGUAAUGAAAUGAGCUCCGGCAGCCGAGCCUCGUUAGCUGGUGAAGUGCACAGACUGACCGUAGGUUCGCAAGGGGUUGGUGGAGAUGCGGAAAUUGGCUCUGCAGUGAGCGGCGGCGUGAGCAAUACACCUCCGAAAAGCUCGCCGCGCCGGAGUCGCAAAAGAGCGGCGGCCGCUUCUGUGGAUGGCACACCAGAAAGCACCACUCCUUCGUCACCUGGUGGCGCUGGUAAAGUGCGCGAUAACUUGCCUCCACCGGCACGCCCCCCUCCACCGCAGCAGCCAAAGCGGAGUCGCAAACGAACCAAAACAGCGGGCGCAAACGGAUCAGGAGAUGGGACAGACCAGGGUCCACCGCGGCAACCUCGUCCGUGGCAGCACACAGCUCGCUGCAAAAAGAGCGGAAGAUUCUGCACGAGAGAGGAAGCGGCUCAAGCGGCGGCAGAGGCUGCGGCAGCCGCUGCCGCUGCCGCCGCUGCCGCAGCCUCUGUUGCAGCUGACUCUUCGGGAGGAGAGGCUGACAAAAAUGCAGACACAGGGGAGAAACGACCUAGCUUGGGUACUGCGCCGCUGGCCCAACAGUGUGACACUGCAACUAUGACUGCACGAGCAACGGUUCCAGGAAGGAGUGCGCAUGCAUCCGAAUGCGGCCUAGAAGGAAAGGAAGGACUCAGCCCGAAAGCCGGAGGUGAGUCUGGUGCUGGCGUAUUGCCGCUACCCAAUGCGACUCCCGAUUCCACAAGGGAACCUACGACCGGUUCACAAGGUGGAGGCAGUCGACGGCCUGUAGGAAGCCGAUCCCGCGCAAAUAACGGCAGCCGGAGCGGUGGUGGCAACGACGGAUUUUCGGCCUUGAGAGACAGCGCCAUAAAGGCGGCUGUUGGUGAAUCUCCGAUGCAGGGGCAAGCACCCCCUACAUUUCGCGAAAAGGGAGAACAGGCGGGCCUGUGCCAAACGGCCAGCACAACUCGGAAACGCCGACGCACUAAGAACGAUUCCGAGUUUAAGAAGGAAGUUCGAUGUACGCCCGAGGAGGGGCCCGCUGGAGCUCUUACGAUAAAUUCUGUACAGGCCGCGGGGUCUUCCCAGUCCUUCGCAGACUGUAGCAUUAAACCAGACGACUCCACACAGCUCCGGGUCGCCUCUGCGCUCCACGUGGAAGGCAUUUACGCGCCUCCGGGGUUGCCUUGGGAUAUACCUCAACACAGAGGAACGCCUUACCCGACAACUCACGACCGGUCCCCCCAGGUGUCCACUUUCGCGUACAGUGCGCCAACUGGUCAAUGCAGCCGCUCGUCUGUCCCGUACGGCGUGUCAGUGGCUGCGUCUUCGCCUUACUCCCUCCAUCCGUACAUCCCUGACCUGUAUAACCGGCGGCCGCUUGAGCGGCCCGCAGGGGGAGCUCCACUUGAGUGCGAAGCUCCAGGCCUUGGUGUGCCUUCCGCCAGCAGGCCUGGUCAAGCGUGUCAGAGCGCUGUGCCCACAGGCAUCCCGUACGGUGGCUUGGGAUACGGAAUCGAAGCAACGGGACAAGUUGCUGCCGGGGCACCACGGCUCGCGGGACCUGGCCGGAACUCUGCGCCUGUGCUCCACCCUGCCUCGUGGCCCCCACACCACCAGUACGAAACGUCAACGCCGUGUUCUGCAAUGCCACAAGCGCAUUCGAGGGGAAACUGUCAGCUGGCUGAAAAUGGGCGUGGCGAGUAUGGGGCGGCGGAGGCGGUGCCUGGUCAUGCAGAGGGCAUCGCAGUGCCCACCGGCUUUGAGCCUCCUUACCCUCAUAUCGGACCGUCGUGGGGAUCGCCCGCUAGUGUUGCCAGCCAGCUGUACCCAUCGAGGAGCAGUGCAGAAGAGAGACAGGCAACCGGGGUAGGACAGGUGUCUUCCCAUGACUCUGGUGAGUUCGCUUUCGUGAAACCUGAAAUGUGCGCUCGCGUUCCUCACCCUGCCGGAGCCUCGCAGGACUGGCGGGCGUUCCACGGGGAAAAUGUGGCAAGCCAGGCAAGCCGUCAUGGAUUUAGCGCGGGGGGGUUGCCCCCGCCGAGCCCGGCGGGGACUGGUUCGGAUGCGGGAAGCCGAGAGUUCCCGCUGAAUCGUAGCGGCCCGGAGACAAGCGGGCCGCCGUCUGUGGGCCACAUGCAAACCGGCGACGUAGGGGUGGGAGACAGUGGCAGCCCCUCGCAUGGGCCGAGUUCAGGCCCAGUGGGCGCGUGGUUAAUGUCUUCCGGAGGGUGUGAGACAUCGCGCGAGGGCACCGGACGCACGGAAACCAGUUCUUCCACUGCGGGAGCGGGGUCGUCCACCAGAGCGGUCAUCAUGACGCUGGGAACCGAGGACGGGGAAGACGAUAGGGCUAGAGAGCGCCACGACGAAGAGGGAGGCUUAUUUCAUAGAACCGCGCCUCUGUCCCCCCUCCUCCUCUGUGACUACCAUCCGCUUCUGUAG
Besnoitia besnoiti is the source of this 5010-nucleotide messenger RNA. RefSeq lists its product as uncharacterized. The transcript has a single exon. Bases 1 to 5010 code for a protein of 1669 amino acids. NCBI's taxonomy places the organism in Eukaryota, Apicomplexa, Conoidasida, Eucoccidiorida, Sarcocystidae. The record is from RefSeq and is a predicted model, not a curated record.